Messenger RNA from Vigna unguiculata (cowpea), 3831 nucleotides. Its product is annotated as putative disease resistance RPP13-like protein 1. The record is from RefSeq and is a predicted model, not a curated record. Gene Ontology annotation, molecular function: ADP binding; protein binding. Lineage: Eukaryota; Viridiplantae; Streptophyta; Magnoliopsida; Fabales; Fabaceae.
UUUACAUAUCACUGCACCGAGUCAAAGACACAAGCUACCUUUCAAAUUUGUUAGUUCCAUUCAUCCACUUCGUUUCCUAUUCUCACCAUGACAGCAGAAAUGGUUACCGGUGCUCUUGUUUCUGCUUUCCUCGAAAGGACUAUUGACACUUUGGCUUCCCGUUUUAUGGACAUAUUUCGUGCAAGAAAACACAAGAAGAAACAACUCAGCGACUUGAAGAUGAAGCUCUUUACCAUUGAUGUUGUGGCUUAUGAUGCAGAACAAAAGCAAUUCACGGAUCCACGUGUGAGAGAUUGGCUUCUCAGGGCCAAAGAUGUUGUGUUUGAUGCAGAAGAUCUCUUGGAUGAAAUAGAUUAUGAACUGCUCACAAACCAAGUGGUGGAAGCUGAGUCUCAAAGUGCUACUAAGAAGGUAUGGAAUUCCCUCAAAUCUUCUUUUGUCAGUUUCUUUGAAAACGAAAUAGAAUCCAAGAUGGAUCAAGUCAUUGAGGACCUAGAAGAUCUUGCAACCCAAAGCGAUUUUCUAGGUUUGAAAAAGGCCAGUGGUGCUGGCAUUGGAUCAGGAUCGGGUAGUAAAUUAACUUAUACAUCUUUGCCAAAUGAAACUGUUAUCUAUGGUAGAGAUGAUGACAAAGAAUUUGUUUUCAAUUGGCUCACAUCUGACACGGAUAACAAGUUAUCUAUACUUUCUAUUGUGGGCAUGGGUGGGUUGGGUAAGACCUCACUUGCCCAACAUGUAUUCAAUGACCCAAGGCUUGAAGCUAAAUUUGAUAUUAAAGCUUGGAUCAGUGUUCCACAGGAAUUUGAUGUUCUCAAUGUAUCUAGAGCAAUUCUUGACACAAUUACUGGUUCAACUGAACAUAGCAUGCAACAGGAAGUGAUUCAGAGAAAAUUGAAAGAAAAAAUUAUGGGGAAGAAAUUUCUUCUCAUUUUAGAUGACGUUUGGAACGAAAAACGAUCUAAAUGGGAAGAUGUGCAGAAGCCCCUAACUUUCGGAGGCCAAGGCAGUAGGAUCCUUGUCACUACACGGAGUGAGAAGGUUGUUGCUACCAUGCGAUCAGAAAAGCACCUCCUGCAGGUAUUAAAAGAAGAUUAUUGCUGGGACUUGUUCGCAAAACAUGCAUUCCAAAGUUAUAAUCCACAAACAGAUCCAGACUUCGUGGAGAUUGGUAAGAACAUAGUUAAAAAAUGUAAUGCGCUUCCUUUGGCCCUGAAAACAACGGGGAGUCUAUUACACAACAAGUCAUCUCUUUGGGAAUGGGAAAGCAUUAUGAAAAGUGAGAUAUGGGAUUUUUCAGAAAAUGAAAGUGAUAUACUCCCAGCAUUAAGAUUGAGUUGUCUCCACCUUCCUUCACAUUUGAAGAAAUGCUUCGCUUUUUGCGCCAUGUUUCCCAAAGGUUAUAGGUUUGACAAGGAUCUUUUAAUUCAACUAUGGAUGGCUGAAAUGUUUCUAGAAAGCCCUCUAAAGGAAAAGAGCCCAGAAGAAGUUGGCGAACAAUAUUUCAAUGAUCUGGUAUCUUGGUCUUUUUUUCAACUAUCCGGCGACGACGAAGAAAACUAUUUUAUCAUGCAUGACCUUCUAAAUGAUUUGGCAAAGUACGUCAGUGAGGACAUCUGCAUCAGGUUAGGAUUUGAUGAACCAAAAGGGAUAUCCAAUAUUACUCGUCAUUGUUCAUUUUCAACUGCUAAAUUCUUUUUUGAUGGGUUUGGGAGUUCGAUUAAUACUCAAAAGUUGCGUACAUUUAUACAAACAGAUUGGAGAACAAACUUUCCUUUUCCUCUUCGCUCUUGGCAUUGCACGACGUCAAUAGAUGACUUGUUUUCCAAAUUCAAGUCGAUACGUGUCCUGUAUUUGUCUCAUUGUACAAACCUUAGAGAGGUGCCUAAAUCUGUAGGAAAUCUUAAGCAUUUUCGCUCAUUAGAUCUCUCCCAUACUGACAUAGAAAAACUACCUGACUCAAUGAGUUUACUCUAUAAGUUGCAAAUACUGAAGUUGAAUAAGUGUGAAAAACUAAAGGAGCUUCCCUCAUAUUUGCAUGAACUUGAUAAUUUGCGUUGUCUUGAAUUGGUAAACACUGGAGUGAAAAAUGUGCCAGCGCAUUUGGGAAAGAUGAAGAAUGUCCAAGUAUUAAUGAGUCCGUUUUACGUUGAGAAAAGUAAGGAAUUCAGUAUUCAACAAUUAGGAGACCUCAAUCUUCAUGGGAGUCUAACAAUUGAUGAAUUGCAGAAUAUCGAGAAUCCUUCGUAUGCAUUAGAAGCAAAUUUGAAGAGCAAAGCACACCUUGUUGAAUUGGUGUUAAAUUGGAAUUUUAUUGAAAACUCCUCUGUUGAUUCAGCAAAAGCUGGGGAUGUAAUUGAGAACCUACGACCUUCAAAAUACUUGAAGAAGUUGGCUAUAAAGAACUAUGUCGGUAACCAACUUCCAAAUUGGUUACUCAAUAAUUCAUUACUAAACAUGGUGUCCUUAGUGUUGCGCAGAUGUAAAUCUUGCCAACGUUUUCCUCCUCUUGGUCUUUUGCCAUUUCUGAAGAACCUAGAGAUUUCAGGGUUUGAAGAGAUAGUGAAUAUUGAUGCCGAUUUUCAUGGUAACAACUCUUCUUCAUUCAAAUCCCUUGAAAGAUUAGAGUUUUCAUCUAUGAGUCAAUGGGAAAAGUGGGACUGCCAAGAUGUUACAGGUGCUUUUCCACGUUUGCAUUAUUUUUCUAUAAGUUCUUGUCCCAAGCUGAAAGGACACCUUCCAGAGUUUGUUGCUUUAAAAACUCUAAGAGUGAUUCGUUGCGAACAUGUAGAAGCUUUGAUUGUUUUUGCUAUAGAAUUACGACUACAAGACUGUGGGAAGCUGCAGUUGGAGUUGUCUACAACGAAUAAACUCAGAAUGGGUGGGCACACCAUGGAAGCAUCAAUGGUGAAAACUGUUGGGCACAUCAUAUUCAACACUUCUCUUGAAUACUUGAGCAUUUAUUCACCCUUGAAGUCAAUCAGUGAUGAUUGUGUCUCUCUAAGGACCUUUCCACUACAUUUCUUCCCAAAACUCAAGAACCUUUACCUCGGAGGGUUUUGUAAUCUGCAGAGGAUUUCACAGCAUGAACCUCAUAAUCAUCUCAAGGAUCUGAAAAUCAAAAAUUGCCCUAAAUUUGAAUCAUUUCCCGAAAACAUGCAUAGGAUGUCUCUAUGGGAGCUAUGGAUAGAAGAGUGUCCAAAACUUGAGUCGUUUCCUAACGGAGGUUUGCCAUCAAAUCUAAGUUUCAUGGAUCUCAAGGAUUGCUCCAAACUUAUUGGCUCACUCAGAGGAGCUUUCAGAGACAAUCCUUCUCUGAGAUGCUUGUGGAUUGAAAAAGUGGAUGCAAAAUCUUUUCCUGAUGAAGGUUUGCUGCCAUGCUCUCUUGUUUCUCUAACCAUCUUGGAUUUUCCAAAUCUAGAAAAAUUGGACCACAAGGGCCUCUAUCAACUCUCAUCUCUUGAAAAACUCGGUCUUUGGAACUGCCCCAACCUCCAACACUUACCAGAGGAGGGUCUUCCCAUAUCAAUUUCACGUCUUCAAAUACGCAAUUGUCCAUUGUUAAAAGAGCGGUGCCAGGAAGAAGGAGGCGAAGACUGGCAAAAAAUUGCUCACAUUCAAGACCUGGAGAUACAAGAGUGAUGUUGUUUGUUUUGAAUAAUGAUGCAUUUGCUCUACUACUUGAAUCUUGUUUUUCUUUAGAAUGUGUAUCAACUACCUUAGCCCUGAGAUAGCUUCUAACGAUUCACCCCACUCAUCAAUUUUUAGAUGUUUAAAGUAAAGAUCAAUCCUCUCUUUGGGACUAAAAUUGAUUUAUACGUAACUUUAUAAUAA